This is a messenger RNA of Trichoplusia ni (cabbage looper), 4280 nucleotides long. RefSeq lists its product as uncharacterized. The record is from RefSeq and is a predicted model, not a curated record. Gene Ontology annotation, molecular function: nucleic acid binding. The transcript is spliced from 2 exons. NCBI's taxonomy places the organism in Eukaryota, Metazoa, Arthropoda, Insecta, Lepidoptera, Noctuidae. Bases 65 to 4240 code for a protein of 1391 amino acids. Gene Ontology annotation, biological process: DNA integration.
AGUCCACUCGCUGGCUGUAACAUUUUUGGUCCUUUGUCGAGCCGGAUUGGGUUAUAAUACGAAGAUGCCAACUACAAGAUCGGGUUCGACGCAGUCUAAGACUGCAGGAAAUAGUUCGUCGUCGGACAGGAGUAUGAACACUCCGAGCGAUACUGCAAGCUCCGCCGCUACGAGUAUCGCAAGUAGGUCGACGCUCACGAAGAGGACGCCGACAACAAGUCCGAAAGGAAGCCGGGCCCCCGUACCCCAGUCCAAGGACGCCACCAGGAGGGAAUCAACGUCAGCAGAGGCGGUGCGCCCCGCCCCCCUGACACACGCCGCCGCGAAAGAGGUUGAAGAUUCAAACCCCGCACGUGAAGAAGGCAGUCAUACUACGCUGCAGAAUCCAAAUCGAAGCGUUGGAAUCAGGACGUUGUCGAGAGAAGGGACUCUGCAGCAGCUUGAUCCUGGGAACCCGGCCCGGGACAGGGACACAAUGUCUACUCGCUCUUCGCAUAGGAAGAGAGCAGAAGCGCAAGCAAGAUUGACUGUGGCGUUACGGGAGCAAGAAAUGGCGGAAGCACGACUAAGGGUGGCGCAAGCACAACUAGAGCUUGUCGCCGCUGAGUCGGAAGAUGAAGAUGGAGCUGGUGAAGAAAUAUACGAGCGAACUCAUGAAGUGGAACAGUGGUUCAUCCAAACCAGCGCCGGGUCAAGCAAGGAACAGAGGCCGGUCGAGUCAAAAGAUAAGAAGAGCGACAUUCAGAAGCUGGCAGAAGCAAUAGGCAAGCUGUCCGGGAAUUCGCGUGACGUCAUCGCGCCGAAGUACAUCGAACUUCCUUACUUCAAUGGAGCCUGUGAAGAAUGGUUGGCGUUCAGAAGGACGUAUGAAGAUACGGCUGCCUCCUUCAGCGCCGCACAGAACCUGGCUCGCCUCAGAAGAGCCAUAAAGGGGAAGGCGAAAGAAGCAGUUCAGAGUUUACUGUUUACCGCUGAGAAGCCACAUGAAGUAAUCAAGGCAUUGGAAUCAAGAUAUGGAAGACCUGGUGCACUGGCUUUAGCUGAGUUGGAAAAACUGAAGAACUUGUCGAAAGUGAGCGAAAGUCCUGGCGAGAUCUGCGUGUUUGCAAGUCGAGUCAAGAACGCCAUCGAGACAAUCAAGGCUUUGAAGAAACCUCAGUACCUCAGCUCGCCUGAAACAUUGAAGGCUAUUGUAGACAAGAUGCCACCUACCAUGAAGUUUCGUUGGUUCGCAUAUCAUAGGGGUCGGAGAGAUGAAGACAUUCAGGAACUUUUACUCAUUGAAGAAUUCCUGGAUAUUGAAGCCGACAUGUGUGGGGACUUUGCCCCGCCAGAAGUUCCAUCUGAUAAGAAGUGUUCAAGAAGACCUGUACACACUGUACAAGAAGAGUCUCAAGAUAAGAAGUUUAAGAAGUCGUGUCCCGUUUGUGAAGAGGAACAUUUUGCAACAGAGUGCAAGAAGUUCAAAGAAGCGUCGAUUGAUAAGAAAUGGGACAUCAUCAAGAAAGCGAAGAUUUGUUUUAAGUGUCUUCGCUUCAAGCACUUAAGAAGCAACUGUAAAGCGCCUGUCUGCAGGAAGUGUAGAAGAUGGCAUCACACUAUCUUACACUCGGACAAGCCAGAAGUACAGAAGUCAAGCAAGGAAGGCGCAUCAGAAGAGAAAGUCGCCUCAGUCCACAACAAUAGGGAUGAAGACAGAGCAUAUUUGAAGAUUGUUCCGGUGCAACUCUACGGGCCCAAGGGACAAGUUCGUGUGCUCGCGUUGUUGGACGAAGGGUCGACCGUCACUCUCUUAGACGCGUCGAUAGCCGAGAAGAUUGGAGCUGCAGGAAGUCGCCAAGCACUCACAAUCGAAACCGUCGGCGGGAAGGUCAUAAGGAAAGAUAGCUCACAGAAGAUCAACUUGAAGAUUAAGGGGGUUCACAGAAGGGAUAAGAAGACUAUCACUGUUAGAACCAUCGACGAUCUGAAGCUAUCUGAACAAAGGGUCAACAGGAGCACUGUAAAGAAUUGCCUACACUUGAAGGCAAUUGAAAGGCAGUUGCUCUACGACGCAGAGCGACCGAAGUUGUUGAUUGGGCAAGACAAUUGGGGACUCAUAGUCACAAGAAGACUGAAGAAGGGCAAGCCAACUGAACCCGUAGCCUCACUCACACACUUAGGGUGGGUGCUACAUGGGUGUGAAACCGGAUCGAACGCCGUAGUCAACUUCAUGCACUACGGCAGGGCAACGUCAGAAGGUGAAGACAUUGAAGAAGUCGUCCGGGAACAUUUUCAGUUAGAGUCUCUGGGGAUUCAAAAUCGACUGCCAUCAAACGACAGCGAUAGAAGAGCAUUGGAAACCUUAGAGAAAACAACGAAGCGACUACCAAGCGGUCAAUUCGAAGCAGGCCUCUUGUGGAAGAAGGAAGGCGAGACCCUACCCAACAACUACAAUCAAGCGUUUCGUCGCCUGGUCAACAUAGAGAAGAAGCUGGAUCGUGAAGAAGAUGUCAAGGAAUAUUAUGAGAAGCAGAUCCAGACAUUAAUAGAAAAUGGUUACGCCGAGAAGGCCCCUGUAACCACCACUAAGGGGAAAACAUUCUACUUACCUCACUUCGCCGUCGUACACCCGGUCAAGAGGAAGCCAAGAAUUGUUUUCGACGCAGCAGCCAAGUAUGAAGGAAGAAGCCUCAACGACGCAUUGCUAGCAGGACCUGACUUGCUGCAGUCGCUAUUUGGGGUGCUACUGCGCUUUAGAGAAGGCCCAGUGGCAGUCAUGGCUGACAUACAAGACAUGUUUCUUCGUGUCAAAGUUAAGGAAGAAGACCGGGAUUGUUUAAGGUUCCUCUGGAGGGGAAGCAGAAGAACAGGCAAACCGGAAGAGUACAGGAUGUCGUCGAUAAUAUUUGGAGCAGCGUCAUCACCUGCGACAGCUAUAUACGUGAUGAAUAAGAACGCAGAAGACUUCAAGAUCACGCACCCUAAAGCUGUGAAGGCAAUAAGAAGAAAUCAUUACAUGGAUGAUUAUCUUCAAAGUUUCUCGUCAACCGCCGAAGCAAAGAAAAUUUCAAGAGAAGUUAAAGAAAUUAAUUCAAAGGCAAGAACUCUUAUCAUACGAAGCUAUCAUGAGAAGUUUCUACACGGUAACACAGCGACCGUGAUGAACGAGGUCCGACAGAAGUAUUGGAUUCUCGGUUUAAGGGCAACAUUGAAGGCAGUAGCACACGGUUGCCAAUGGUGCAAACUAAGGAAGAGUACACCCGCCAUACCGCCGGCGGGCGACCUGCCGAGCGAGCGGCUGCAACAUCAUCAGUUCCCGUUUGCUUGUACGGCAGUCGACUAUUUCGGGCCGAUGCAAGUAACGAUCGGCAAGAGAGUCGAGAAGCGGUGGGUGGCAUUGUUCACCUGCCUCACCACCAGGGCUGUUCACCUGGAGUUGGCGCCAUCUCUCAGUGCCAGCUCCAUGAUUAUGGCCCUGCGACGGAUGGCGGCCAGAAGAGGGACUCCAAGAACGUUGUUCAGCGACAACGGCACGAACUUCGUCGGGGCGAACAAAGAAUUGGAGGCGGCCGCACUUGAAAAGGGAAUCAAGUGGAAGUUUAUUCCCCCGGGCAGCCCAAACAUGGGAGGCGCCUGGGAGAGGCUCGUGCGCACCGUGAAGACGGCGUUGGCGGUGGUGCUCAACGAAAGGAGCCCACCAGAAGAGGUGCUUCACACGCUGAUGACUGAGGUCGAACACAUCGUGAACACUAGACCUCUCACCCCAGUCAGCAUGGACCCCAACGAUGCAGAAAGUUUGACCCCAAAUCACUUCCUGCUGGGGAGAUCGUGCGGAGCAAUGGCGCCGGGAGAGUUCGAGGACACCGAGCUGGUCGGCAAAGCAACCUGGAGAACAGCGCAAAGGCUCGCCGACCACUUUUGGAGACGGUGGGUGAAAGAGUACCUGCCGCUCCUCAUGCCGCGGAAAAUCGACGGGCGAACAACCGUCGACCCCAAAGAAGGCGACGUCGUAUUGAUAGUCGACGCCGCGCUACCCCGCAACUCGUGGCCUCGAGGUGAAGUUAUCAAAGUCUACCCCGGGCCAGAUGGAAGAACGAGAGUACUGGACGUGCGGACAUCAGGAGGAGUGCUGCGCCGGCCAACCAGAAGGGUCGUCGUGCUCGUGCCUGCAGCAGCAUCGUCGCAUCCAGAGGACGGCGUGCUACGCACCGCGGGGGAGAAUGUUAGCGACGAUGACAACUACGUACACCUAAAUUAAGUAUGUUAUAGUUUUUGUUUGAUUAACGUUUCAAGUUUCU